Molecule: messenger RNA, 766 nt
Organism: Chara braunii
Lineage: Eukaryota; Viridiplantae; Streptophyta; Charophyceae; Charales; Characeae
Source: the annotation of a GenBank genome assembly
GUAUGCCAGCCACACUACUAGAACCCCUUGGAACAGUACCUGUUCCUGACAGCUGCGAACAGCAGCACGAAGGAGCCAAGGGUCGCAGCACUGGGAGGAAGCGAAGGAAGCAGCGGCCAUAUCCAGGUAGGUGGUACAGGAGGCUGCAAAAAUGGCGUCCAUGGUCGACUUUCGGGGUCUGGACGAGGGCCUUGGGCACAGGCAGAAGAGGAAAAGAGAGUUUGAGAAGCUGGAGGAGGACCUCCAGGCCGCGAAACGAAUUGCAGUUCCCAUGGAUGAGGGUGCGGGUAAGGCGGAGAUCGAGAAGGUUUUGUCAAGAACGGACCCGAAGACGUUAGGCGGCAUGGUGUCUGGUCGAAAGUGGAAGGUGGCAGCGACUACGCGGACCUCAGCAUUGGGCAGAUCAAAGCCGUUGCAGACGUCAUGGGACGAGAAGAUGCGCCAAAAGGAUGUGAAGAAGAUGUUCCAGGAACGGAAGUCAGCGCUGAAGGAAGAUAUCCGCAGCAGAAAGCAGGAGAAGCGGCGAAAGAAGGAGGAGUUCAUGAAAAGAAAGGAGGAGAACACACUCAAAAGCGCCCCUGUCCAGAAGAUUUCGAAUCCGAAGACAACUAAGAAGAUGAUGAAGUCCAAGAACAAGCGAAAACAGCUCCAGAAAGUCGCAGAGUGAUGGUGCUGUGACGGCCAGACAAGAAUGGAAAUUCCCAGCGUCUCUCUUCAUGCCCCUGCUCCAUGCUAAAAACUCCGUAGAUAAAAAAAAAACAGAUCU